UGGCAAAAUUCCCAGCAUCUUUAUUUGCAGAUAUUAUUGGUCUCACACCUACCGCUAACCAUGCAGUCACUGGACGAGAAAUGGGGUGAGGAGAAGUCGCAGAUAGCGGCUUGGUAUGCCGGCAAAAAUGUACUAAUAACUGGAGCUACAGGCUUCAUGGGCAAGGUGCUGGUUGAGAAACUACUCAGAAGCUGCCCCGACGUCAAGGGUCUGUAUUUGCUGAUUCGCUCGAAGCGAGGUCUAUCGCCGGAAGUUCGUAAAGACCAAUAUUUGAAAUGUGUGAUUUUCAACAAUAUCUUAGAAUUAUAUCCUGAGAUUGGCAAAAAGAUUUUCGUUAUUGGUGGUGAUGUUUUGGAAGACAAUCUUGGUAUCAAACACGAGGAUAGAGAACAUUUAAUUCAAACUAUAGACGUAGUUUUUCAUUGUGCCGCCAAUGUACGCUUUGACCAACCUCUGCGUCCGAUGGUUCAAAUGAAUGUUAUGGGCACCCAAAAAGUAUUGGAACUUGCGACACAAAUGGAAAACCUCAAAGUUUUUGUUCAUGUUUCAACGACAUUUUGUCAAUGUAAUGAACCAUUUGUUGAGGAACGUGCCUACAGUGCUCAUCGCAAUCCCUAUGAAAUCAUUGAUAUGGUCAAAUUAAUGAAUGACGAUGAAUUAGCCAAGGUUACACCUGAAUUGCUGAAUGGUUUGCCAAAUACAUAUGCGUUUAGCAAAGCCUUGUCUGAAGAUUUAAUUAACAGAUAUGGACAAAAAAUGCCAAUAGUUAUUACAAGACCAUCAAUUGUUACUGCUGCAUGGAAAGAACCACUUCCCGGUUGGAUUGAAAGCAUAAAUGGUCCUACCGGUCUAAUGAUUGGAGGAGCACGUGGCGUCAUCCGAACAAUGUACUGUAAUCCAGAUAAUUCCUCGACAAUUAUACCGGUAGACACAGCAAUAAAUGGAAUGAUUGUAGCCGCCGUCCAACGAGCCCAAAAACACAAAUCACCAACUGUCGAAUUUAUCAAUAUGUCUACAUCAAAUAAAGCACUACAGACCUGGGGAGAAUGCAUCGAAACAGGAAAACGUUUAUUUUAUAAAACGCCUCUUAGCUUUUCGCUCUGGUAUCCCAAUGGUGAUAUAACUAAAAGUUACGCCUACUUUAAAUUUUGUGUGAUAUUCUUCCACUACUUGCCAGCAUACUUUUUGGAUUUUCUUCUAGUAUUGUUACGACGUAAGCCAUUGUAA
Molecule: messenger RNA, 1227 nt
Organism: Musca vetustissima
Lineage: Eukaryota; Metazoa; Arthropoda; Insecta; Diptera; Muscidae
Product: fatty acyl-CoA reductase 1
Exons: 6
Coding region: 61-1227 (388 amino acids)
Biological process (GO): long-chain fatty-acyl-CoA metabolic process
Cellular component (GO): peroxisome
Molecular function (GO): alcohol-forming very long-chain fatty acyl-CoA reductase (NADP+) activity
Source: RefSeq, a predicted model, not a curated record